AUGAUUAUCAAUCAAUGUUCACAACGACGAUAUCUCCGAAUCCGCGGAUACAGUAAUCGAGACGAAAUCAAAGUGCACGUAUUGCCAAAUAAAGAUGCAUUUUCGAAUGGCGAAAGCUGCUCUAUAGUAUCACUGGGGGUUGGGAGAGAUGUGAAAGUGGAAAUGUCUAUGAAGGAAGACAUGCCGAAUUGUUCAUUCUUUGGCGCUGAUCCUAUAAAGGAACCAAAUCAGGAAAUGUUUGAAGCGGUAGGUGUCUUCUAUCAUAUUGCUGUUGGUGGUAAAAACGGCACCUCGAUGGCCACAGUUCUCGAGCCAGACACUAAACGGUACCGUAUCCGAGAGGUGAACCACGUGGAUAUAGCGACCUUUCUAGGAAGAUUCAUUAGAAAACAGAUCAAUGUUGAAGUCCAUAACCCUGAUUACGAACAAAAAGUGCUUUUCUUCGAGUUCUUCCUGGAACUGCUAGAUGAUCGCCGAUACAUUCCUGUGGUUGCCGACACAAUGUUAGGACACUUGAGGUAA
Messenger RNA from Cooperia oncophora, 522 nucleotides. NCBI's taxonomy places the organism in Eukaryota, Metazoa, Nematoda, Chromadorea, Rhabditida, Trichostrongylidae. The record is from the annotation of a GenBank genome assembly.